UCAUGUCACUGCACAUGCUACAAUGGAAACACUAAGACAAAUACAAAGUUUUGGCAUCUGUGUUACCUGUAUGUAUCCUAUAGCAUCUGGUAUGGUGUUUGCCACUCUUCUAGUUUCUUCCUGCUCAUCUCUGAACAUAAGAGCUCGCCCACUUGUUUCUAAUUCACCUUUCCUUUCUAUCUGGAAUGCUCCUACAGAACUUUGUACUGAAAGGACUGGAGUGCAGCUGGACAUGAGAUUUUUUUCUCUCAUUGGAAGCACACUGAAGACAUCCAUUGGGCAAAACAUCACUCUUUUCUAUCCAGACAGGCUUGGCUACUAUCCUUACAAAAAUGAAGUCACAGGAGAGGCGUUCAAUGGAGGACUCCCUCAACUCUCACUGCUGGAGAAUCAUUUAAAAAAAGCCAAAGAGGACAUCCAGUUCUAUAUUCCUUCAGAUGAACAGUUUGGAUUGGCUGUCAUUGACUGGGAAAACUGGAGACCUGUGUGGAUAAGGAACUGGGGAUCAAAAGACAUUUAUAGACAGGAAUCCAUUGAACUUGUUCAGCAGAGAGACCUCAGUCUGUCAGAAGCCGAAGCCAGAACUAUAGCUAAAAUGGAAUUUGAAGCUGCAGCAAAAUCAAUUAUGUUGGAAUCUUUAAAGCUGGGCAUAGAAAUGAAGCCAAAUCGUCUGUGGGGAUAUUACCUUUAUCCAGACUGCUAUAACUAUGAUUACAAACAAAACCCACAUAAUUAUACAGGAACCUGUUUAGAUAUUGAAAUAGAAAGAAAUAAUGAGCUUAAUUGGUUGUGGGAGAAAAGCACAGCACUUUAUCCAUCUGUCUAUCUAGAGACAGCCUUAAGAUCUUCCAGAAAUGCCCAGCUCUUUGUUCGCAACAGAGUUCAAGAAGCCAUUAGAAUUUCAUAUGUCUCUAAUUCUACUCAUCCCCUUCCAGUUUUUGUAUAUACACGUCCAGUAUUCACAGAUGUGUAUGAGGAAUAUCUCUCCCAGGAUGACCUGGUAAAUACCAUUGGAGAAUCUGCUGCACUGGGUGCUUCUGGAAUUGUGAUCUGGGGUGAUAUGAAUUUAACACAAAAUAAGAACACCUGUAGAACUCUGGACAACUACCUUAGGAGGACUUUGACCCCAUACCUCAUCAAUGUCACAAUGGCAGCCAGAAUCUGUAGCCAAGUGUUAUGCCAAGACUCUGGUGCUUGCGCACGGAAAAAAUGGAAUUCCAGUGACUAUCUUCACUUGAACCCUGAGAAUAUUGUCAUUCAAAUGACAAAGGAUGGAAAAUACACUCUACAAGGGCAACCAGCAUUUCAGGAUCUGCAAAUGUUCAUAGAAAAUUUUGAUUGCCACUGUUAUGCAGGGCACAGUUGUGAACCUAGAGCUGAUAUAAAUGACAUCCACUACCUCCAUGCUUGCAUUUCAGAAGAUAUUUGCAUUCAGAUAUCCUCAAAUUCACUUUCUAAUACAGAAGCCUCUGAAGAAAAGAUCCUGUCUAACAGAACUGUAUUUUCAUUUACCUCUCAGAGUAAGGUGACAUUAUCUACACAUCCUGAAAUAGAAGAUUUCCAAUCUACCUUUGGAAAUAAUACACUCAAUAUAACAACUGCAGAAUAUAACACUGUCACAGCUGCCACUAGGUAUGAUUUAGAAGCAAAUGAUACUCGUACUUUCAGUAGUUCUUCAUCCUAUAAGAUAAGAAUGUUUAAUCUGUUUUGUUUAAUUCUAAUUUUGAGAACCUUAACGUAAAUGACCCAUGAAAGUGAGAAUACUCUCUUCCCUGGCUGCGUUUGAAAUUCUAAAGGUUUUAUUUACAAAGAAAAAUCAUUCCUGAAAGGCAUAUGAUCUUAUCUGUAUCAGGUAACCUUUUCUAUUCCAUAGGUGACACUUCAGCUUGAAUGUAUUUCUUCAGUUUAGUUCUAUAAACUGCUAUUUGUGCCAAAGAUACACUGGUCUGUAUAUACUGAUUAUACCAUGUGAAAGGAUAAUCCAGAAUAAGGAACAUUUUUUUACAGUUUAUAUUUUUAACAGUUAUAUUUGAAAAAAAAAAUUGUUGAUAAUGCUGUUUUGUAUACUUCAAGUUAAGCCAGUUAAAUACAUCUCAACUUGGAUUUCAUCGAGUCUCAGCAGUCAACAGGUUUGAUGCUCUGUGCAGGAAUGAAUUUCAUUCCAUAUGAAAAUUAGGUCUUAAAAAUAUUUGGCUUAACUUUACAUCUGUGGGACUUUGCAGCAUAAAAUAUAUCUGAUUAAUGUAAUGUUUCUCCAUGUUUCACAAUAUCUACAGGGACACUGUGGUUUUUCUUUUAAUUAAAUAUAUUGAUAACUAUUCAAAAGGUUCUAACUUUGAUGUAAAUGUUGACUUCAAAUAUUACAGCUUCAUUAUUUAAAAUUUGAGCUGUAGUGGUUUAUCCUUCCUUUUUUCUUCUCCUCUUCUUCUCCUCUUCUUCUCCCAAGCCCUCCCCCUUAUUUCAUAUGUCCCCUCCUUGGCUUUCAGUUGUUUUGUCUGGCCAAUACUCACAACUCAUCCGAUCUGCCUCUACACUCCCUACUGGCACUGGUCACCAGCCCUGGUUUCCCCAUCCAGCCAGCCCUAGCAGCUGGAUAGGGCUGUCCAUGCCAUUUGGACAAAAGCCUGUGAGUGUGGAACUUUCUCUGUGCCUGACUAUUUCCUGAGCAGUCUCUUUGGUGGAAACCAGUUUGUCGCUUAGGAAAACCCAGCAGUGGAGGCUGCAAGGUAAGUGACACUGGGGACCUGGGACUCUCAUCACUUCCAGUGCCCAUGAUCCCCAAUAUCAGGACCACCUUUUUGAUCCAGUCUGCUGACAGAACUGUACUACUAUUUGCUUAAUAUUAUUCCAUUGCCAAAAGCAGUGUGGAAGUAGCAGAGACACUUCAGAAGAAAACUACUCCCAGUAUGAUAUCAGGAGUCUAGUUAUGAUUUACGUAUAGUCACUUUAAGCAUUUAGAAGCAAUUAACUGCAGUUUAUUUGAUAAAAUAACCUUUUCAAAUUAUUAUGUCAGAUGCUUAAUAGAUGGCUGGACUUCUGAUGGGUGAAGAGUGGCUGCUGGCAUGGGUACAUCAAAAAGUCUCCCUGGAGCUAGGCAUGAUGUGCAUAAAUAAAUCAUCACCUCCCACAGAUACAACCUGCCUCACUAAUGGAAAUACCUGGGAUUUCAAUAUAGUAGCCCUUGAUUU
Molecule: messenger RNA, 3188 nt
Organism: Aquila chrysaetos chrysaetos
Lineage: Eukaryota; Metazoa; Chordata; Aves; Accipitriformes; Accipitridae
Gene: SPAM1
Product: sperm adhesion molecule 1
Exons: 3
Coding region: 23-1741 (572 amino acids)
Biological process (GO): hyaluronan catabolic process; carbohydrate metabolic process; fusion of sperm to egg plasma membrane involved in single fertilization
Cellular component (GO): acrosomal vesicle
Molecular function (GO): hyalurononglucosaminidase activity
Source: RefSeq, a predicted model, not a curated record